Mycotypha africana is the source of this 1407-nucleotide messenger RNA. RefSeq lists its product as uncharacterized. The transcript has 4 exons. Gene Ontology annotation, molecular function: DNA-binding transcription factor activity, RNA polymerase II-specific; RNA polymerase II cis-regulatory region sequence-specific DNA binding. Gene Ontology annotation, cellular component: nucleus. Gene Ontology annotation, biological process: regulation of transcription by RNA polymerase II. NCBI's taxonomy places the organism in Eukaryota, Fungi, Mucoromycota, Mucoromycetes, Mucorales, Mycotyphaceae. The coding region runs from base 1 to 1407 and encodes 468 amino acids. The record is from RefSeq and is a predicted model, not a curated record.
AUGCCAGAUAAAAUAUAUCGUUUGAAACUCAUCAUCGAAGAUACAUCUCAAUCAUACCCAGUCCAUCUAUGUGCCUUCAAGAAUGAAGAGCCAACAUUUGAAGAAUUUCUUAGAAAGAUUCAAAGGAUAACAGAGAUGCAAAAUAUUGCUGACUACCAAUUCAGAACAGUUGAUAAUCGGUUGUUACUGUCCGACAAUCAUAGUUUGAAGAAAGCUUUGAGUCUAUCAUCCUCAAAUCAGCAUAAACUUGAAAUUGUGAUAAGUCGCAAAAUUGACAUCACCAAUCACUCCGAGCCAAAAUAUAUUUAUAUUGGUGAGAAGCGCAAUAUAGAAGAAAAAAGCCUUUCGAUUUUGGGUUGCAACUCAUCCAGUACAGCAUCAAUUCCGAUAAUCAAACCGAUACCCUCGAAAUGGAUUUCUGAUAAUCAUUCGAUUACAGCGAAUCAUGGUAGCUUAUCUUCGAUGAAUCAUAUGAGACGAUUCAGUCAUUAUAAUAUACAUUCAGCUGCGUUUGUAACCACCGUUUAUGAUAGCGAACAUUGUCGAAAAGAUUCAGCCAUAUCAUUUGAUGAAGAACCUAGUCGUAAAAAGCAAAGAGUCUUGUCUGCAGAUCAUUUUCGCAAGCUACCUAGUCCUUAUUCGACUUCAUCUACUUCUCCUUCUACAUUACCGCCUUUAAGGAAUAAUAUCGAUAAUAGCCUACAUCCUUUGGAUGUUGAUAGACGCCCUUCAACUGCUCCGCCGCCUUCCCCGCCUCCACCUGCUUCUCCAUUUUCCAGACUAGAGAAGCGUUUCAUUCCUACUCUACCCGCAAUUUCAACUAUUACAUCUCCCUUACACCAUCCAUUAAUACUUAAUACGCAGCUAGCACCUAUUUAUACCUCUGAUAACAGCAUUCAAAAUGGUUUUAAUGCCGAUACUAAUACGGCAACUAAUCACACUCAAAGCAUACAUAACAAUAAUCAUAUUCACCAUCCAUUCAUUUCGACGCCUGUAACUGAUGUCAUUAGAAGUAGAAGUCUGGCAACAUCAGAAGUACGAGUGUCUUUAAAAGCAACCCCAAAUGCUUCUACAACAACAAAAAAACGAGUCCGAUCAAGUGUUGGCAGUACACACUACGCUCAUAAUAUUCAACAAAGCACUUUAUUCUUUUGUGAGCACGUAAUUGAUCACGGUAAAGUGUGUGGCCAAACGUUCCGUCGCUCCUACGACUUAUCUCGUCAUCAGACCAUUCACUUGGAGAACCGUCCUUUUUGUUAUUGCGACACAUGUGGAAAACGCUUUACUCGUAUGGAUGCUUUACGACGACAUGAAAGAGUCCAAGGCCACUCAUCUGCUUCGUCUGCAAAACAGAGAUCAUUAUCAGCAUCCACAAUACUUCCCCGAAAGGCUACUACCACCGUCUAA